Rhodofomes roseus is the source of this 2397-nucleotide messenger RNA. Its product is annotated as Sodium/calcium exchanger protein-domain-containing protein. Lineage: Eukaryota; Fungi; Basidiomycota; Agaricomycetes; Polyporales; Fomitopsidaceae. Gene Ontology annotation, biological process: transmembrane transport; intracellular calcium ion homeostasis; monoatomic cation transport. The record is from RefSeq and is a predicted model, not a curated record. The coding region runs from base 1 to 2397 and encodes 798 amino acids. Gene Ontology annotation, cellular component: membrane. The transcript is spliced from 6 exons. Gene Ontology annotation, molecular function: monoatomic cation transmembrane transporter activity.
AUGGGGUACGGUGCACCCAAGCUCCUCUUCGUCGCCGCCCUUGCGGUCAACUGCAUCCUGUGGUCGCAUAGUCGCUACGGCCAAGUCUACUCCGUCCGCACGCAGCCCGUAGCACUUGCGAAACGGAGUCUGCUUGAUGUGGUGUAUGUCAACGGGACCUAUCCAGAGGUGUUGGGGGGAAAGGGGGAGGACGACGACACAUGCUUCCCGAUUACCGUGCCCGUGAAGGACCAAUGCGCACAUAUUAUCGACUCAUGUCCUGACACCCGGACAUUCCUGUCGAUACCCUACCUGAAAUCCUAUUUCUGCACCGAUGUCUCUCUCCGCUCGCUGCUCUUCUCCGCAUACAUAGUCUGGCUCGUCUUCCUAUUCUCGACGCUGGGUAUCAGUGCCUCCGACUUCUUCUGUCCUAACCUCGCCACACUUGCGCAGCUGCUGGGCCUGGAUGAGAACAUGGCUGGCGUUACCUUCCUUGCGUUCGGCAAUGGAAGUCCAGACGUUUUCGCCACAUUCUCCGCUAUGAAGGCGAACUCUGGCGGCCUGGCGAUCGGCGAGCUGCUCGGCGCUGCGACAUUUGUGGUCUCGUGCGUCGCUGGCUCCCUGUGCAUCAUCAAGCCCUUCAAAGUAAUGCCCUACCGCUUCUUUCGCGAUGUCGGGUUCUUCACAGUAGCCGUCACCAUACUGCUGGUGGUGCUGUGGGAUAGCGAAUUGGAGGCUUGGGAGGCAGCUGCGCUCAUAGCCCUGUAUCUGCUGUAUGUUGCUGUCGUCGUUGGCGGGAGCUUCUGGGAGAAGCGGAUGGAGCGCAGACGGCGACACGAGGAACUCAUGCGGGACGAGUUCAGGGAGGAAGCGAUCAUACACGCCCCGUAUCAUGAUGAGGAGCCAUACAGAGACGAGCCAUCCCCUAUUCCUACCGCCUCGUCAACACUUCAAGUCCCCACACCACGGCGAGCGCGUGCUAUCUCGCAUCCCGGGCCUCCUCGCUUAGGCCUGCAAACCGAACUCCCUCAAAGACCUCAGACACGUUCACCUUCUCCGCAAUCCAGCCCUCACAUCAGCACCAUGCCGUCUUUCUCCCUGGUCGGAGCUCUUGAGUUCCGCCGUAUCGUCUCGUCGCUUCAGCAAGAAGCAGCAGGGUCCACCCUCAACGUCUUCGACACACCAUCGCCCUAUCCAGGCGGUCACUAUCACUACCAUAGCCGCUCACGUUCGCGGUCACGCACUCCUGGAUCGGAGGUCCAAGACCCAUGGGACGCAGCCCUUGGGGUGCCCUUGAACGAACGCUCACCACCACAAGUUAUUGCACUACCUCCAGAGUCGACAGAGGAGGGGCCACCUAUACCAGUCAUCUCCCAUACCCCCGCAUCCCCUGUCGUCUCUGAGACCGACACGGAUGUGCAGUCUCAGCGCUAUGCGCAACCCUCGCGGAGACAGUGGGUCAAGCGAGUCCUUGGGCACGCCUUCCACCUAAUCUUCCCUACACUACACGGCUUCCGCACGAAGCCGUUCAUGGGCAAGAUCGCUGCCGUGCUUGCCGCGCCGGCCGUGAUGUUCCUCACCCUGACAUUGCCUGUCGUGGUGACGGCGUACAACGACGUCGGACGGGAACGCGAGAAGCACCAUGACCGGGGCGUCAUAGACAUCGGCGACAGCCGUCUCGUGGACUUUGAGGAGGAAGGCAUCGAGCGCACGCUGAUCGCGGAGGAGGAGGUCGCGGAGGAGAUGCAUGAGCUGAAGUUCAACAAGUGGCUUAUGGCCGUGCAGUGUACACUGGGACCCCUGUUCAGUGCUGCCAUCUUGUUCGAUGGGACAACACACGAACCAUGGCUGCUAUUGGCCACUGGCGUGGCUGGGUUUACCGUCGGUAUCCUUGUGCUCGUCUUUUCGGACAAGGGCUCGCAUCCAACAGCAUUGCUUGCUCGUUGUAUCAUGGGCUUCAUGGUCGCUGUAGUCUGGAUCAUGGCAAUAGCGGACGAAGUGGUAGAAGUGCUGACGACAUUCGGGUUCAUCUUUGGUCUCUCCGACGCCAUCAUUGGGCUAACCAUAUUCGCCGUCGGAAACUCACUCGCUGACCUCGUGGCGAACAUGAGUGUUGCUGUAUUCGCCCCAAUCAUGGGUUUCUCCGCAUGCUUUGGCGGACCCAUGCUCAACAUCCUACUCGGUAUCGGCAUCUCCGGUUCCUACAUCAUCCGCCAAACCGCCGAGCCAUACUACCUACAUUUCUCCACGACGCUCGUCGUCACCGGCUGCGGACUGCUCGCCCUCCUGCUCGCGACGCUCGUCUUCGUCCCGCUAAACGGCUACUUCCUGCCGCGCGGCUGGGGCGUCGCACUGAUUAUCGCAUACACGCUGAUCAUGAUCACGAACAUCAUCGUGGAGGUCAAGAGCAAGAGCUGA